AUGGUGAAACGCAAGCUCGAGCAAGACGGAAGCCUCGCCCAAGCGACCGAGAUCGUCCUCGAUGCGUUCAUCAACACCAACGUACCGCGGGCCAUCCUCAAGGAAGUCUUCGCGAAGUUCUACCGCGAGGAUGCCAACGGACACUGGGUGAUGCAUCACGGCGAGCUGUCAGAGGUCCAAGCCGCGGCCUGGACGCCGCUCCGUGACCACUUGAACGCGCUGCAGGGCGAAGAUGCAGCGGCAGCCUUGCCGCUGCUGCAAGCCAUCUUUGCCCUAAAGGAAACAACAUUCCACAAUACGUACACAAUCUCGAAAGAGACGCCAAGCUGGGAAGCCAGCGACUCCAGCGUCACCCAAGCCAAAGCGUGCGCGACACUGCCGCCGUCUUUUGUGUCGCCCAGCACCGCGACGGCUCCGACGACGUACGUGCUCCCGACCAGCUCGACGCCGGCAGCGGCAAUGCCGUCGGCACCCCUCCAACCGUCGCCGUUCUUCAAACCGCCUCUGGCCCCACGGACGCCAUUUACGCCGGUCUCAUCGACUGGGACAAGCUACCUCGACGACGACCAGCCGAUCAACCGCUUGUCGAGCGUCUCGUCACAAGAAACCAACAUGACGCUGUCGGCGCGCAAUUCCGUGCCGGUGAGCGCACGCACCUCGGUACCACCGGCUACUCCCGCGCCAGCGCCUCCGCCGCCAGCGACGCUGGAUUCUCUGCAGGCGACCACGGGCUCUCUGCAGGCGACCAUGGACUCUCUGCAGGCGACCAUGAACAUGUUGGUGGCCGCCGUGAAGGACAUCAAGGCCGACUCCGCUCUCCACACCAAGAACGUAUUUCGCCUGGACUUGCAAAUCCAGGCGAUUCGUCGCCGGGUCGACGGCGGCGGCAUUGAGGAGCCGAGCGAGCACCCCGACGGCAAUCUUGUCGUGCGGCAAGAGGUUGCCACGUUGUCCGCUCUCACGGACGCUCUCAGCGCAUACACGGCCAACAUGACGACCUUGUCGGCCGACCGCAUGGCCGAGGUCGACUUGACUCCGAUGCGCCAGGUGUUUGCCGACUUUACGGACCAAUUCCACGCAGCCGAUGCCGUGACGCAAGCGGCUUUGACGCGUCAGGACGUCGCAGCUCGAGACGUGCGCGCCGAGAUUCUUGAGCGCUUGGACGAUUUGUCCGGCGAGUUCUUGGCCGCGCGUCGUGCUACAGCGACAACGAUUCUCGAGUCCAAGCGCCGCCGCCACGGACCGGCGAGCGAAUGAAGAAGAAGGAGAUUGCUAGUCUCUACGUAUGCGAAGUCUUUGUGCAAUUAUGAAGAUAACGCGAAACACGUUCAUAUA
This is a messenger RNA of Saprolegnia diclina VS20, 1335 nucleotides long. RefSeq lists its product as hypothetical. The transcript is spliced from 4 exons. The coding region runs from base 1 to 1257 and encodes 418 amino acids. Lineage: Eukaryota; Oomycota; Saprolegniomycetes; Saprolegniales; Saprolegniaceae. The record is from RefSeq and is a predicted model, not a curated record.